GCCUCACUGCUCUAUAAAAGAGACCCAGCAAAGGGACCCUACCAGCCUCUAGCUCUCAGCCUGGGCGAAGGUGUGGGAAGCAAAGCCUGAGACCUUCAGAGCCAAGCAGACCAGCUGCAGAAGCCAGGCAGGCAUGUCUCCUUCUUUCAAACUUCAGUAUCACUUCAUUCUGAUCUUCCUGAUGGCUCUAAGAGGGGAGAACCGGUACCUAGAGCUGCGGGAAGCGACGGACCACGACCCUUUCCUGCUCUUCGGCGCCAACCUGAAGCGGGAGCUGGCGGGGGAGCCUCUGUAUCGCCGCGCUCUGCGGUGCCUGGACAUGCUGAGCCUCCCGGGCCAGUUCACCUUCACCGCCGACCGGCCGCAGCUGCACUGCGCCGCCUUCCUCAUCGCCGAGCCCGAGGAGUUCAUCACCAUCCACUAUGACCUGGUCUCCAUCGACUGUCAGGGCGGCGACUUCCUGAAGGUAUUUGAUGGUUGGAUUCUCAAGGGGGAGAAGUUCCCAAGUUCCCAGGAUCAUCCUCUCCCCACAACUGAGCGGUACAUAGAUUUCUGUGGCAGUGGUCUAAGCAGAAGGAGCAUCAGAUCUUCCCAGAAUGUGGCCAUGAUCUUCUUCCGGGUUCAUGAACCAGGAAACGGAUUCACCUUCAGCAUAAAGACAGAUCCCAACCUCUUUCCCUGCAACGCGAUCUCCCAGACCCCUAGUGGGAGGUUUACCCUGGUCGUCCCACAUGCGCGUCGAAACUGCAGCUUCUCCAUAAUUUAUCCCGUGGUCAUCAAAAUAUCAGAUCUCACCCUGGGACACUUACAUGGUCUGCAGUUCAAGAACCCCUCAGCAGGUUGUGGGGGAAUAGGAGAUUUUGUGGAGCUGCUGGGAGGACCUGGGCUGGACCCCUCCAAGAUGAUGCCUUUGGCUGACCUCUGCUAUUCGUUUCAUGGCCCUGCCCAAAUGAAAAUCGGCUGUGACAACACGGUGGUGCGCAUGGUGUCCAGUGGAAAGCACAUAAAUCGUGUGACUUUUGAGUACCGCCAGCUGGAACCAUAUGAACUGGAAAACCCAAGUGGGAACAGUAUCCAAGAAAUCUGUUUGUCUAGUCUUUGAAUAACCAACCCCAGUGAUUUACAUGCUGCUAGUUAAGUGAGUUCUUAAUGGCUAUUGUAUAUGAUUUUGAUGACUAGCUAGUUAAAAGCCUUUCAUACCAGUCAGUAUUUCCAGGCUUGAGCACACAUUAGACACAUACACACACACACACACACACACACACACACA
Lontra canadensis (Northern American river otter) is the source of this 1270-nucleotide messenger RNA. RefSeq names its product corticotropin releasing hormone binding protein (gene CRHBP). Gene Ontology annotation, biological process: hormone-mediated signaling pathway; negative regulation of corticotropin-releasing hormone receptor activity; negative regulation of corticotropin secretion. Lineage: Eukaryota; Metazoa; Chordata; Mammalia; Carnivora; Mustelidae. The transcript has 7 exons. Bases 134 to 1102 code for a protein of 322 amino acids. The record is from RefSeq and is a predicted model, not a curated record. Gene Ontology annotation, molecular function: corticotropin-releasing hormone binding.